CUACCCUCAUAUGUGCACAUGCUUCUAUUUAACAGAAAUUUGGAUGGAAUGAAUAAAAAAUUUACAGUAGGGAAAAUCGGUUAAAAGAAAUUAGUUUGAGUCCUUAAUUAUCCAAUUAAAAAAUUUAAAAGGGAAAUCAAAAGCUAAUUUACUUCAAGGGAUCUAUGGGGAGUUUACUCUAAUAAUGAAAUAUCAUUUGACAAAAAGUAAAAAAAAUAACAUAAAAUGAGAAUCGACAAGCACAUCAAUUUUUUUUUUAUUAUUUAUUUUUAUUUUUUAUAACACAGUUUUCUUUUUUAUUUUUUUUUAUAACACAGUUUUGUUUUUUAUUUUUUUGAGAAAAAAUACACAAUUUUAUGUAAUUACGUUGGAUGUUCGUGUUUGAUUUGAGUUUGAUAGGGGAAGAAUAAAAGGUGGGCGCUCCAGGUCAACCGACCUCUUAUGCCUGUUUCCAUGGAAGAAGGGUCAGCGUUCAACAAGCUCCAAUACCUUUCGCUGGUCUCCAACAUUUGUUCUGAACUCGAAGCUAACCUCGGCAUAUCCGACAGAGUCUUGGCCGAGUUCAUAGCCGAGACAGGUCGCAACUCCGACGUUGUCGACGACUUCCAGGCAACCUUAAAAGAAAAGGGUGCGGACAUGCCGGAAUAUCUCAGCCGUUCCUUGUUGAAGAUCAUCCACGCUAUUCUUCCUCCAAAGGGAAACCCCUCUCACUCUCACAAGAACAAGAACCCUGCCGCCAUUGAGGAAGGACUUGAAGGGAUUCAGAGGAGCAAGAGGCAGAGGGAUGACGAUGACGAUGUUAGGAUCGGGUACCGAUGUAGAAGGAGGUAUUCGGAAGAGGAAGAGGAUGAGCAGGAGAGAUGGGAGAUGAAGCAGCUGAUUGCUUCCGGCGUUUCGGGUGCUGCAAUGCGUGAUGGACACGAAUUGCAAUUUCGAGAAGAGGGUUUUGGGGAAGAAGAGCAUGAGACCGAGUUUGAUGAGGAGCAAUUACUACUUUUGCAAGGGCAGAGUGGAUACUCGAUUGAUAUGUCACCGGUUAGGAUUGUGCCGAAUCCCAACGGGUCAUUGAGUCGUGCAGCAGCUCUUCGAUCAGCGCUGCAAAAGGAGAGUAGAGAAAUAACAAGAGUGGAAGAGAACAUGAGGCUCAAUGCAGCUCCAAAGGAUUUGAAUCGCGCUUGGGAAGACCCUAUGCCGGGAAGGGGUGAGAGGCAUUUUGCACAAGAGCUUCUGGGUGCUACUGCUGCUCGCUUUUCCGGUUAUGACAGGCACGAGCGGAACAAGCGUGCUUACGAAGGAGCCCUGGAUAUUGGGCAGAGUUCAAGCCUUUCUCUUUGCGAACAGCGCCAGAGCUUACCAGUUUAUAGGUUGAAGAAAGAACUGAUUCAGGCUGUGAAAGCAAAUCGGGUUCUUGUUGUCAUUGGUGAGACUGGUUCGGGUAAAACUACGCAGAUAACUCAAUAUCUUGCUGAAGCAGGUUACACCACAAGGGGAAAAAUCGGUUGCACUCAACCGCGAAGAGUUGCAGCCACGUCUGUGGCCAAGAGAGUUGCUGAGGAAUUUGGUUGUCGAUUAGGGGAGGAAGUUGGGUACUCUGUACGAUUUGAUGAUUGCACUGGACCGGAUACUGUGAUCAAGUACAUGACCGAGGGGAUACUUUUAAGGGAACUUUUGAGUGAUAUAAACCUGUCUCAGUACUCCGUGAUCAUCCUUGAUGAAGCUCAUGAAAGAACAGUCUCCACUGACGUUCUUUUCGGAUUGCUGAAGCAACUUGUUGAAAGGCGACCUGAUCUUCGCUUGAUUGUUACCUCUGCCACAUUGGAUGCAGUGAAGUUUUCAGAUUAUUUCUUUCAUUGUCAGAUAUUUACGAUUCCUGGUAGAACUUAUCCGGUAGAAUUAAUGUACUCGAAACAGCCAGAAAGUGAUUACUUGGAUGCAGCUAUAUUGACUGUUCUGCAACUUCACUUGACUAAACCCGAAGGUGACAUACUUGUGUUCCUGACGGGUGAGGAGGAGAUUCAAUUUGCUUGUCAGUCUUUGUAUGAAAGGAUGAAAGUACUCGGUAGAGAAGCUCCAGAAUUGAUUAUUCUACCAGCUUAUGGUGCCCAACCAAGUGCAGAGCAAUCGAAGAUAUUCAAGCCUGCUCCUUCAGGGAAGAGAAAAGUGGUUGUUGCUACCAAUAUUGCUGAAGCCUCUUUGACCAUUGAUGGGAUAUACUACGUAAUUGAUCCGGGAUUUGCAAAGCAAAAUGUAUUUAACCCAAAGCUUGGGAUUGAUUUACUGGUUGUAACUCCAAUUUCUCAAGCAUCAGCCAAACAACGAGCUGGGCGCGCUGGGAGGACAGGAGCAGGGGAAUGUUACCGCCUUUACACUGAGAGCGCUUUUCACAAUGAGAUGUCUCCUACCACAGUUCCAGAAAUCCUAAGAACAAAUCUUGUGCAUACUACACUUAUGAUGAAAGCAAUGGGGAUACACGAUCUCAAAUCUUUUGAUUUUAUGGAUCCACCGUCAUCCCAAGCGCUUGAGUCUGCCAUGAAACAGCUGCAAAGUCUAGGAGCUUUGGAUGAGGAGGGGUUACUGACCAAAUUGGGUAGUAGAAUGGCAUUGUUGCCUCUGGAUCCACCUUUGUCGAAAAUGCUGCUUGCCAGUGCGAACCUUGGAUGCAGUGAUGAGAUUGUGACAAUCAUUGCCAUGCUUCAGGCGGGAAAUAUCUUCUACAGGCCUAGAGAAAAACAAAGGCAAGCAGAUCAAAAGAAGGCCAAGUUUUUCCAGCCUGAGGGAGACCAUCUGACUUUACUCACUGUUUACGAGGCUUGGAAAGCCAAGGAUUUUUCUAAACCCUGGUGUUCUGAGAACUUUUUACAGUUUCGGUCAUUGAGCAGGGCAAGGGAUAUCAGGAAACAGCUUCUUACUGUCAUGGACAAGUAUGAAUUAGAGGUUGUAAGUGCAGGAAGAAAUGUCGUAAUGGUCAGAAAGGCAAUAAUUGCUGGAUGCUUCUUCAGAGUAGCAAGAAAGGAUCCAAAGGAGGGUUAUAGAACCUUAGUCGAUAAUCAGCAAGUUUAUAUCCACCCGAGCAGCGUUCUUUUCCAGAGACAACCAGCUUGGGUCAUCUACAAUGAGCUCGUGAUGACCACGAAGGAGUACAUGCGUGAGGUCAGUGCCAUAGAACCCAAGUGGCUGAUGGAGCAGGUUCCAAGAUUCUUUAGGGCGGCAAAUCCUACUAAGAUGAGCAACGGCAAACAUCAAGAACGUACUGAACCACCGUAUGACAGAUAUCAUGAGCCCAACUCAUGGCGCCUGAGCAGAAGGCGUGCUUGAUUAUGUAUAGAUAAGAAAUUUUACAGCUCUUGUGUGCGGCCACCUCGUGUAGAUAUAUUUCACCACCUCAUGCAGAUAUAUAUUCCUGCCAAAAUUUAUGCUACAGUAUUUACUUUCCACGGAUUAUACACAUAACAAGUGCACGAUCAUCAUUCGUUUGUGGAGUGCCAGCAACAUUUCUCACUUUAUGUUUUUACAGAACAAGUGCACGAUCAUCUUUCGUUCGCGGAGUGCCAGAAAGGACUGUCUGCAGUGAUUCUCCGACUGCCAACUGCAGGUUUUAUAUAUUGACUCUGCAUGAUAUCAAAUUAUCAAUGAGUGAGGCUGCUACUUCAACUUGUGCAGUCGCUCUCUCUUGACAAAGUUCAGUUUCCAUCUCCAUACGUUAUGAUGCGUUUACUCAAGUAAUAUGUUUUACAGGCGCAGUUAAACAACAUAAUAUUUUCAUUUUGUUUUGUAGCCAUCUUAUGUUGCUAAUCAUGAGACUCUAGAAGGUAAAAUGGGGGUUAUAAAAUACUCUGGGGAUCUACCUAGGUCUUACUAUUGACUAAUAUUUCAUCCAGUUUUAUAUAUAUCUCAUCUUAUUUAUCUCAAGCGUGAUUCACGAGGUGUAAGACAUAAAUCAAAGAUGAAGUGAUAAAUAAUCGAAUACAUGUAAUAAUUUGCACUUGAUUAUCUCUCACAUGACGUAACAUGCGUGAUGUGAGUUAUAGAUAAGAAGUGAUGAUUAACCUGUUACAUGAAGAAUUUAGCGCUUGAUCUGGUGCACAAAAUGUUCUAAAAGACAAUAGGCGCUAGUCAAGUAGUGGAUUGUGGCCUAGCACCUAGGCGGUACCUAUGUGGAUAUGGGCGUUUCUAAGGCGUGGACCUAAAGCAGACGGAGGAGAUGAGCUGGGUGUAUCGGUGGAACCGGGUGUUUGAGUGUUUCUCAAUACCGGUAAAGUUCACGGGUAAAACUUGGGAAAAUUUCUGGGAAAGCCUGAGGAAGUGGAAGGGAGCUGGCGGUGCAUUAGGGGAAGAGGAAGGGAGUUGGCCUGAGGAAGUCGAAUUCAGUCAUUUUUGUAGUCAAUUUUGGUGUAUGAGCAUAAAUUGGUAGUUAAUUGUGGUGUAUGUGCAAAUUGAUGUAGAACUUUCUUCUGUCUAGUUACAUGCUUGCAGGUGGUCUUGGCCUGUCUGGUAUUGUGUCAAUAUUGUUCACAGGAAGGGUAAGUGGACGAAUAUUGCAUCCUGUAUGUUUGCUGUGAUGAGACUUUGGUCACAAUCUUAUUUUAUAUGUCUUUCAAUUUCUUUA
This is a messenger RNA of Pyrus x bretschneideri (Chinese white pear), 4606 nucleotides long. Its product is annotated as probable pre-mRNA-splicing factor ATP-dependent RNA helicase DEAH5. Gene Ontology annotation, molecular function: RNA binding; ATP binding. Gene Ontology annotation, biological process: spliceosomal complex disassembly. The record is from RefSeq and is a predicted model, not a curated record. The coding region runs from base 442 to 3315 and encodes 957 amino acids. Gene Ontology annotation, cellular component: intracellular anatomical structure; catalytic step 2 spliceosome. Lineage: Eukaryota; Viridiplantae; Streptophyta; Magnoliopsida; Rosales; Rosaceae. The transcript is spliced from 2 exons.